Teleopsis dalmanni is the source of this 780-nucleotide messenger RNA. Its product is annotated as octopamine receptor beta-2R-like. Gene Ontology annotation, molecular function: octopamine receptor activity. Gene Ontology annotation, biological process: adenylate cyclase-activating adrenergic receptor signaling pathway. NCBI's taxonomy places the organism in Eukaryota, Metazoa, Arthropoda, Insecta, Diptera, Diopsidae. The record is from RefSeq and is a predicted model, not a curated record. The transcript is spliced from 5 exons. Gene Ontology annotation, cellular component: membrane. The annotation marks the transcript as partial.
AUGAGUUUUAAUUGGGUCACAGUGGGUAGUGUGAGUAAUGGGCUUGAUUGUUGGCUAUUUAGUCCGUUCUUGUGCGAUUUAUGGAACAGUUUGGAUGUUUACUUCUCAACAGCGAGCAUAUUGCACCUGUGCUGCAUAUCAGUAGAUAGAUACUAUGCCAUUGUAAAGCCGCUCAAGUAUCCGAUUAGCAUGACAAAGCGCGUCGUUGGUAUCAUGAUACUAAACACAUGGAUAUCACCAGCACUGCUGUCCUUUCUGCCCAUAUUUAUUGGUUGGUAUACGACCGAGGAUCACAAGCGAUUCGUCGAGGCGCAUAAAGACCGCUGCGAGUUCAUUGUGAAUAAGCCAUACUGCAUCGUUUCCAGUUCGAUUUCGUUCUGGAUACCUUGCACCAUUAUGAUAUUCACGUACUUGGCCAUAUUCCAUGAAGCGAAUCGACAAGAGAAACAACUGAUGAUGCGUCAAGGCAACGCUAUGCUGAUGCAUAGGCAAUCAGUGGGUGUGAGCGCAGGCGGCGAAGCGUUAAGCGGUUCCGGUUCAUCAAAAACUUUAACUUUGCAUGAAGUCGAGCAGGAUCAUACGCCCACUAAGGAUAAACAUUUAAUCAAAAUGAAACGAGAACACAAGGCUGCAAGAACUUUAGGUAUAAUAAUGGGCACUUUUAUAGUUUGUUGGCUGCCAUUCUUUCUGUGGUACACAAUUACAACUUUAUGUGAUGAAUGCAGAGUUCCAGAUAUUGUUGUUGCAAUAUUAUUUUGGAUUGGGUAUUUUAAUUCAACA